CAUAAUUUGGGUUCAAACGGGUAACCACGCAAAGUCCAAUCCGCAACCGCAACACUUUUAUUUCCAUUUUGUAUUUUUUCUCGAAAAAGUAUCCAUUUUUUCUAUAUAUAUAGUAACGUUAACACUUUCACUCUCUCAUACACACACAAAACACACACUUUCCUCUUGUUUUCUCUAAUCUCUCUCUCAACAAUGGCUGCUACAUCAUCCAAACCAGUCCCUCUUUUGAAAGAUGAACUUGACAUCGUUAUCCCUACGAUCCGUAACCUUGAUUUCUUAGAGAUGUGGAGACCCUUUUUUGAACAGUAUCAUCUCAUCAUUGUUCAAGAUGGUGACCCUACAAAAGUUAUCAAGGUUCCUGAGGGUUUUGAUUAUGAACUUUAUAAUCGUAAUGAUAUUAAUAGGAUCUUGGGUCCUAAAGCUUCUUGUAUCUCUUUCAAGGAUUCUGCUUGUCGUUGCUUUGGUUAUAUGGUUUCUAAGAAGAAAUAUAUUUACACCAUCGAUGAUGAUUGCUUUGUUGCCAAAGACCCAACUGGCCAUGAUAUCAAUGCGCUUGAGCAGCACAUUAAGAAUCUCCUAAGUCCGUCCACUCCAUUUUUCUUCAACACCCUUUAUGAUCCUUACAGAGACGGUGCUGAUUUCGUCCGUGGAUACCCUUUCAGUCUUCGUGAAGGUGUCCCCACCGCUGUUUCUCACGGCCUUUGGCUCAACAUACCUGAUUAUGAUGCUCCAACACAGCUUGUCAAGCCCCAUGAGAGGAACACUAGGUUUGUUGAUGCUGUUUUGACCAUUCCCAAGGGAUCACUUUUCCCUAUGUGCGGUAUGAACUUGGCUUUCAACCGUGAACUGAUUGGGCCUGCAAUGUACUUUGGACUCAUGGGUGAUGGUCAGCCUAUUGGACGUUACGACGAUAUGUGGGCUGGCUGGUGCAUUAAGGUUAUCUGUGACCAUUUGGGACUUGGAGUGAAAACUGGACUUCCAUACAUAUGGCACAGCAAAGCAAGUAACCCAUUUGUGAAUCUGAAAAAGGAGUACAAAGGUAUCUUCUGGCAAGAAGAGAUCAUUCCAUUUUUCCAAGCCGCGACUCUUUCGAAAGAUGCCACCUCUGUUCAGAAAUGCUACAUUGAACUUUCCAAGCAAGUCAAGGAGAAACUUGGAGUUGUUGAUCCUUACUUUGUCAAACUAGCUGAUGCCAUGGUCACAUGGAUUGAAGCUUGGGAUGAGAUUAACAACUCAGCUGAAGAGAAGACAACUGAAAACAAAACUGCUGUGGCUGCUGCCAAGUGAAAUAACUUGUUAUAGUUUAUGAGAUGAGAGUAGUUUUCAAACAGUUUUCAUUUAUCAUCUUCAUCAUAUUUGUUAGCAUUAUUAUAUUAUUAUGAUUCUUGUUGAUUUUGCUAGAUUCCAGAACAAUUUAUUGAUAUUGAUGUCAUUAUUAAUAUUUAUAUUAUUAUUAUUAUUAUUAUUAUUAU
Trifolium pratense (red clover) is the source of this 1472-nucleotide messenger RNA. Its product is annotated as probable UDP-arabinopyranose mutase 1. Gene Ontology annotation, molecular function: UDP-arabinopyranose mutase activity. NCBI's taxonomy places the organism in Eukaryota, Viridiplantae, Streptophyta, Magnoliopsida, Fabales, Fabaceae. The coding region runs from base 193 to 1287 and encodes 364 amino acids. Gene Ontology annotation, cellular component: cytosol; Golgi apparatus. Gene Ontology annotation, biological process: plant-type cell wall biogenesis; UDP-L-arabinose metabolic process. The record is from RefSeq and is a predicted model, not a curated record. The transcript has 4 exons.